UAGAUCUGUGCUUAAGAACUUUUUAUGCCCAUAAUCUGGCAAUUUUAUGAGCAAAGAUAUCUAUACAUAUGGUAGGCAAAAGUCCUAAGAGAUUUUCAUAUUUUAUACAAAUUAUAUAAGCAUCAGUCUUAUAUUAAUAAGUAAUUGAUAAAAUCGUAUGGUUAAUUUUGAUCAAAAUGAAAAAAAGAACAAAAAACCAUUAGUGUUUAGUUGCCUCAUUUUGUGUCUGAUUUGGUUUAGACCAGUAGUUCCCAAACUAGCGUACGCGUACCCCCGGGGGUACGCAACUGGCUGUAGGGGGUACGCGAGGGUCGGGGUUUGAAUGGGGAUCACAAAUUUUAAAAGCCCAAAUUUGCGCUAAUGCAGUUUUAUGUGGCUCUCAAAUACAUGACUAUAUACCACCCUCUGGUGUUCAGCGAAAAAUAGCUCUAACAAAAUGGACAAGUGGUUAACAAGAAAAAAAGGCCCUACCACAGAGACACCGGCCACAACAACCGAUCAGCUCAUAUCUGAAGAUGCAUUUUCCAGUGACCGCACAGGUGAUUGUUCAAAAACAAUGUGUUCCUCAGAUUUGGAUGCUAGCACGGAUGUAUCUGUUGUUGCUAGCCAAGCGGCUAGCAUAGCUGGAGCCAGUGAUGAAGUGUCUGAUGCGGAGCGUCAAAGUGGGAGAAAACAUGACAGCUUGGACUGUAACACAACCUCCUCAAAGAAGCGCAAAUAUGAUGACAAUUAUGUUUCGCUGGGGUUCACGUGUAUAACUAUUGGUGGAUUUUCCCGGCCACAAUGUGUUAUUUGUGUAAAAGUAUUGUCUCAGAACUCAAUGAAACCUUCACUUUUGCGCAGACAUUUAGAGACAAAUCAUCCCCAUUUGAAAAAUAAACCAAGAGAAUAUUUUGAGCGACAGCUAAAAUCACUUUCAACAAGUAAAACCUGCAUUCAAGUGCCAGAUCUUAUGAAUAAAAACAGACUACAAGCAUCUUACAUGGUCAGUUACAGAGUGGCUAAAACCAACAAACCCCACACUAUUGUGGAGGACCUCCUUCUCCCUGCUGCUUUAGAUAUGGUAGGGACAAUGUUGGGUGAAAAGGCAAAAAAGACGAUACAGUCCAUUCCAUCAUCAAACAAUACUGUCUCACGGCGCAUCAGUGCAAUGUCAGAAAAUGUUUUACAGCAGCUACUUCUGCGCAUACGCCACAGUGAAUUUUAUGCAAUACAGCUAGAUGAGUCCACGGAUGUGGCUGGCCUGGUGCAUCUCCUCGUAUAUGUGCGCUACAUUCAUGAAGGAACCAUCAAGGAGGACAUGCUGUUCUGUAAACCGCUGGAAGAAAGGACAACUGCCGCAGAUAUUUUUCAAAAGCUGGACACAUUCAUGAACACACAUGGACUCAUGUGGGACAGAUGUGUUGGCAUCUGUACCGAUGGCGCACGGGCCAUGACUGGGAGACACGGAGGUGUGGUUUCGCGUGUGCAAGCAGUCGCGCCAGAUUCCUCUUGGGUACACUGCAGCAUCCACCGAGAGGCUCUUGCAGCAAAGGGAAUACCUGUCCGUUUGAAACAUGUUUUGGACACAAGUGUAAAAAUGGUUAACUUUGUGAAAGCCAGGCCGCUGAACUCCCGCUUAUUUGCUGCGUUGUGCAAUGAGAUGGGCAGCGAGCAUGAGACUUUAUUACUCCACACAGAGGUUCGCUGGCUAUCUAGAGGGAAAGUGCUGACCCGUUUCUUUGAGCUGAGGGAUGAACUUAAAGUUUUCUUCAGUAACCAUCCCUUUGAGCUGUCUAAACAUUUGCAUGAUGAAGAGUACCUUACGUGCCUGGCUUAUCUGUGUGAUAUAUUUUCUCGUCUGAACGAGCUCAAUCUCGGAUUACAAGGCGUUUCUGCAACUAUAUUCAAUGUUCAAGAUAAAGUUGAGGCCAUGAUAAAGAAGUUAAACCUUUGGAAGAACUGCAUGAAUGCAAACAACACUGAAGUCUUUCCCGUGCUGCAUGAUUUUCUGUGCUCAAAUGAUCUCACACUAUCAAAAAGUGUAAAGCGCGAAUGUAACGUGCACCUUGAGGAGCUGGCGGCGCAGUUACGCCGAUACUUCCCAGAGACUGACGGCUCAAAUGAUUGGAUACGUCACCCGUUCACCACCGUGCCUACUUCGUUAUCACCGUCUGACCAGGAGAGCCUAAUUGAAAUCGCCACAGAUGGAGCUCUAAAAGUUGAACAUGCUCAAAAGACCCUGGCGGAUUUCUGGAUAGGACUGCGCACUGAACAGCCCGCGCUGGCUAAGCGCGCUGUCAAGACUCUGAUGCCUUUCGCCACCACAUACUUAUGCGAAAGGGGAUUUUCUGCUUUAACAAACAUGAAAACAAAAUACAGAGCAAGACUUUGUGUGGAAAACGAUUUAAGACUCAGCCUUUCCCAAAUUGAGCCAAACAUUGAAGAGCUGUGUGCCUCUGCUCAAGCACAUCCAUCACAUUAAAUAAAAUUCUGUUUAAUGAAAGUUCAUAUCUGGCCUUUAUGCUCUCGACAAAAUGGUGAAUUCUAAUAAAUCUUUUGAUACACUGCUGAUUUUAAGUAGUAAAGUUCGUUAUCGAAAUUCUGUCAUUACUAAAAUAUAUUAAUAAAUUCAUUUGGUGGUGAAAAAUAAUCGUGCAGUACUUAUUUGUAUGCAUGUGGUAUUGCGAUGUAUUUUUAGACACUAAUUAGGAGUUCAUUCGUAGCAGGGGGUAUGCGGCUGAGGCUGACAUGUCUCAAGGGGUACGUGGCUGGAAAAAGUUUGGGAAGCACUGGUUUAGACAGAUGUUUUGAGGUGGCUGUAGCUCAGGUGGUAGAGCAGGUCAGCUACUAACCAGAAGGUUGGCGGUUUGGUCCCAAGCUCCUCCAGUCUGCAUGCCAAAUAUCCUUGGGCAAGAUACUAACCCCAAGUUGCUCACCGAUGCAUUCAUCGGAGUGUGAAUGUGUAUGAAUGUUAGACAGUAAGC
This is a messenger RNA of Oreochromis niloticus (Nile tilapia), 2966 nucleotides long. RefSeq names its product zinc finger BED domain-containing protein 5-like. The record is from RefSeq and is a predicted model, not a curated record. NCBI's taxonomy places the organism in Eukaryota, Metazoa, Chordata, Actinopteri, Cichliformes, Cichlidae. The coding region runs from base 437 to 2464 and encodes 675 amino acids. The transcript is spliced from 2 exons.